Helobdella robusta is the source of this 1223-nucleotide messenger RNA. RefSeq lists its product as hypothetical. Gene Ontology annotation, cellular component: intracellular membrane-bounded organelle. The record is from RefSeq and is a predicted model, not a curated record. NCBI's taxonomy places the organism in Eukaryota, Metazoa, Annelida, Clitellata, Rhynchobdellida, Glossiphoniidae. The coding region runs from base 349 to 876 and encodes 175 amino acids. Gene Ontology annotation, biological process: protein peptidyl-prolyl isomerization. The transcript is spliced from 8 exons. Gene Ontology annotation, molecular function: peptidyl-prolyl cis-trans isomerase activity.
UAGAUUUUUAGACGAAUAAUUUCUAAGGGCUUCUUAGCACACAUUUGCAAUUAAUUAUUGUUUAUAAUAAAACUAUUUCUAUUAUAAUAAUAUUGUUCGUUCGUCUGUCUGUUUGCGCUUGUUCGUUCGUUCGUUUGUUUGCUCAUCAAUAUCCGUUGAAAAAGAUGUCCGCUUACUCAACAACUCACUCUCUCUCUUUCCUCGCCAUCCUCUUUUUCAUCCUCACCAUCUCCCAUGCCGAAGAGGACAAAAUAGUAGAGCAAUCCAAAAAGCCGAAAGAAGAUAUUCAGCCCCCUUCGUAUACUGUGACCGACGAGGCCUGGUUCGAGGUUGAGAUCAAAGACUACGAUGGUCCAGUUCGAGAUUGCCCUCUUUGGCGACGACGCCCCAAUGACCGUCAUGAAUUUCGUCAAUAUUGUCAGGGGGUACAAACGCGGCAAGUCCCUGCUACACUACAAGAAAACUCCGAUCCACAGAGUCGUGAAGGAUUUCGUCAUCCAAAUGGGUGACGUCACUACCGGGGACGGAACCGGAGGGGCAAGCAUAUACGGCGAGAAAUUUAAUGACGAAAACUUUGUGGUGAGCCACAGGGCUCCUGGCAUGGUAUCGAUGGCCAAUAAGGGCAAGGACACAAAUGGGUCGCAGUUUUUCAUCACCAUGGUCAAGGCCAGAUGGAUGGACGGCAAGCAUGUUGUCUUUGGAAAAGUUAUCAAGGGAUUCGACACCGUUAGGAAAAUAAACGAAGUUGAGACCCUAGAAGACAGCAGCUGGCCACUGAAAAAAAUAAAAAUCGUCGAUUGUGGCCUGAAUCCUAUCAAAUCCAAGUACAUAAUGACGGAAGAGCAAGUUGACUCGACGGAAGACCUGGACGUCUAGAUGCGAAAUUCAUGAAUAUUUCUAAUUAUAAAAUUGACUCUAAUUUAUGAUUAACUAAUGAAUAUUAAAGUUACUAUGAUUUAUAAUGUGUGUGUAUGUGUGUGUGUGUGUCUGUAUGUGUGUGUCUGUGUGUUAAGUGUGUGUUUGUGUGUCUGUGUGUGUCUGUGUGUUAAGUGUGUGUUAAUAGGCUUUUAAAUUUAGGCUCAGCGCACGUGAGUGUGAAUUAAUACCAGUUAUCAUUGUUCAUCCGUUAUAAUUAUUAUUAAUUAUUAUUAAUUAUUAUUAAUUGUUAUUAUAAUUAUAUUUAUUUAUUAUCGUUGUUUUGGUUAAAUAAAAUGAUAAACCUA